AUGGUGCUCGAACACUCGCGUUACCAGGACCCCAGAACCUGGAAAAUGACUCCAGCAAUGAUCAGAGCCAGACAACCCUUUUUCAAGAAAAACUUGGCUGGCUUGGGCGCCCUUCUUCUAGUGACGGGUGGUAUCUACGUUUACACUUACAGAUUUUUGAACAAAGACAACGACUUUGCAGACGUUCCAAUUCCUCCUAUCGACGCCCAAGAGCUCGAAAAACUCAAGAAAGAGUACGAGAAACACAAACAGGAUGCGCGCAAGAAUUGA
Molecule: messenger RNA, 270 nt
Organism: Lachancea meyersii CBS 8951
Lineage: Eukaryota; Fungi; Ascomycota; Saccharomycetes; Saccharomycetales; Saccharomycetaceae
Source: the annotation of a GenBank genome assembly